AUGCGUUACGGCAAUUGGGACGUGCUCCUUUUUCCGGAUCUCUGCAGAGUUCCAAUCCAGGAGUUCAAGACUCAAUGCUUCGUGGCUAAGGAUAAGGGCUCUCCUAACCUGCACAAGGCUGCAUACCAGGGCAACCGGCCUUACUACCCUGACCCUAACCACUACAACCAACUUCCUGUUCUGACAACCUUUAUCUCGAGUCUUCCUGCAGACAGUCGGUUCCGGGUAUCGGUACAUAGCUGGGAGAAGCCACGUCCUAGUCUUGCAAUUGAGUCUCACAUGGAGCCGGAGGAUGUCUUGCUUUUUGAAGCUCGUGUCUACGUGGAUGGUGUUUUCAUUGCAGGUACUAUCUUUGGGCAGAGAACCGAUUGGCCGCAUGUUAUUGAACUCAGUACUCAUCUCGACCGAGAGGGAAACCCUGACAUGAUGCGCUUCCCUCCCUUUCACCCGGAGAUCCUUGGGCAGAAGCACUGGGAUAUUGAUGACAUGAACGGCCGGAUCAGGGUCGUCAUUGCUGAAGGGUUCUCUCGCCCUAAUCGGUCGCCUCCUUUUGAGCGCUACAAGGAUGUGGUUGCCAUGUCUUUCCAGCAUGCGCCUUUGGAUGUUCUAGAGUACUCCAACAUCGCCUGGCCCAACCCUAAGAUGUGGUUGUCGGCGGGCGAUGGAGCCAGUGGACCCCGGUACUUCCUAGGAAACAGAUACGGCAACGCCAAGAGACUUGAUGAUCCCCAUGGACAUUCUCCGAGCAAGCCCAACUGUACUACGGUCAACUCCAGCAGCCAGUCCAGCAGCAGCAAUGCCGCAACUUACAACAGCAGUCACCACCAGCCUGGCCACCCAUCAAGCUAUGCUUGGACUCCUCACCGGGGCUUUCCUAUUCCCUCCACGCAAUGGAUUGAUUACCCACGUGGACCUCGCUGGGAGGGACAAAACACAUACAUUGAGGCCGCUUUGGACAACUUCGAUGAAACAGCUUGGCGUCAACGCGGUGCUCGAUCUUCUCGGGAGGAUGUCCCCAUGCCAGACUACGCUUCCAGCUCUACCAGCAGCCGUGCCAUCUCGAGCAUGACUGGCGUCAGCUACGAGCAUAGCAAGCAGCCUAGCAUGACCGCCGCCAUGGAUGAGGACCAGUACAACGAGUUAAUCCAGGCUCUCACUCCUAGCAAGUUGCCAACUAUGGGAACUUAUGCACCCUCCAACACUCCUUCGUCCAUCGUUCUCGUAAGCAAGCCCUCUGCCGCCGCCAAAGCACGCUCUGAUGGCUACGGCCGAGUCACGCGCCGCACCUCUGCACUCUGUGAGAUCUCGCAGCCCAGCACCCGUGACGUCUCAGACUCAAGCAUGCAGCCCGUUACUGAGAAGGACAUAGUCGAGCCGUCAGUUUCCAAGGUUGGAUCUAGUGCCAGUGAAAAGGUCAAGAGCAAGAAGGAGGCUUUGAAGGAAAUCGUCAAGGAGGUCGUGGAGGAAGUGAAGGAUGUCGACAACGUCGCCAGCCAGGACACAGCCAAGGCAAAGGAUAUCGCGAAGAAGAUCAAGAUUGCAGUUGACGUUGAGGAUGCUCAUCUGGUGGACCAGGAGAAUGGCCAACUACUUACUUAG
Penicillium antarcticum is the source of this 1599-nucleotide messenger RNA. RefSeq lists its product as uncharacterized. NCBI's taxonomy places the organism in Eukaryota, Fungi, Ascomycota, Eurotiomycetes, Eurotiales, Aspergillaceae. The record is from RefSeq and is a predicted model, not a curated record. The transcript is spliced from 5 exons. The coding region runs from base 1 to 1599 and encodes 532 amino acids.